Messenger RNA from Marmota monax (woodchuck), 2257 nucleotides. RefSeq names its product apurinic/apyrimidinic endodeoxyribonuclease 2 (gene Apex2). NCBI's taxonomy places the organism in Eukaryota, Metazoa, Chordata, Mammalia, Rodentia, Sciuridae. Gene Ontology annotation, biological process: base-excision repair. The record is from RefSeq and is a predicted model, not a curated record. Gene Ontology annotation, molecular function: DNA binding; phosphoric diester hydrolase activity; double-stranded DNA 3'-5' DNA exonuclease activity. Bases 112 to 1668 code for a protein of 518 amino acids. The transcript is spliced from 6 exons. Gene Ontology annotation, cellular component: nucleus.
ACGCCUGCGCAAACGCACGCGCAAACGCGCGGUCUAACUGACUUCCGAGCGCCAAGCAGUUUGCCCGCUCCUUAGACGCGGGAUGUGGCGGAGGUAUUGCUGUUUACUAGGAUGUUGCGCAUUGUGAGCUGGAACAUAAAUGGAAUCCGAAGUCCCCUGCAAGGGGUGGUGUGCCAGGAAACCAGCAACAGUACCUCCAUGGCCAUGAGACGCAUUUUGGAUGAACUGGAUGCUGAUAUUGUCUGUCUCCAGGAGACCAAAGUGACUAGGGAUGUGCUGACAGAGCCCCUGGCUAUCGUUGAGGGCUAUAACUCCUAUUUCAGCUUCAGCCGCAGCCGAAGUGGCUAUUCUGGUGUAGCUACCUUCUGUAAGGACAGCGCUACCCCAGUGGCUGCUGAAGAAGGCCUGAGUGGCUUGUUUGCCACCCAGAAUGGGGACGUGGGUUGUUACGGAAACACGGAUGAGUUCACACAAGAGGAGCUCCGAGCUCUGGAUAGUGAGGGCCGGGCCCUCCUUACACAGCACAAGAUCCGCACUUGGGAAGGAAAAGAGAGGACCUUGACCCUUAUCAACGUGUACUGCCCCCACGCAGACCCUGGGAAGCCUGAGCGGCUGACCUUUAAGAUGCGCUUCUAUCGUUUGCUACAGAUCCGAGCAGAAGCCCUCUUGGCAGCUGGCAGCCAUGUGAUCAUUUUGGGUGACCUGAAUACAGCCCACCGCCGCAUUGACCACUGUGAUGCAGUCAACCUGGAAUGCUUUGAAGAGGACCCAGGACGCAAAUGGAUGGACAGCUUACUCAGUAACCUGGAGUGCCAGGCUGGAUCCCAUGGAGGGCCCUUCAUUGAUAGCUACCGCUAUUUCCAACCAAAGCAGGAGAGGGCCUUCACCUGCUGGUCCGUGGUUAGUGGUGCCCGACAUCUCAACUAUGGUUCUAGGCUUGACUAUGUGCUGGGGGAUAGGACCCUGGUAAUAGACACCUUCCAGAACUCCUUCCUGCUACCUGAGGUGAUGGGCUCUGACCACUGCCCUGUGGGUGCCACCUUGAAUGUGUCCUCUGUGCCUGCAAAACAGUGCCCUCCUCUGUGCACCCGCUUUCUCCCUGAGUUUGCAGGUACCCAGCUCAAGAUUCUCCGCUUCCUAGUUCCUCGUGAACAAGAACCUGUGUUGGAAAAGUCAGCGCUGUGGCUCAGCAAUCAAACACAGGUACAGAAGCAGCAAAACAAAGUCCGUGUGCGCUCAACCAGGCCUCGGCCAAGUCAGGCUAAUUCCAGAAGAGGCCAGACAAACCUGAUGAGCUACUUCCAGCCCUCCUCCAGCCAUUCCAAAACUUCUCCUGAAUUGGAGCUGCUUAGCUUGCCUCUGGUGAACAACCUCACAACCCCAAAGACACUAGAAGAGGAGAUGAUAGCCAGAGAGGUAGAAGGGCAGGCCAAGCACUCAGAGAGUAAAGAAGAAAAGGAGUUACGGACCUCAUUCUGGAAGUCUGUGCUUGGGGGACCUUCACCCAUGCCCCUCUGCAGUGGCCACAGGGAACCAUGUGUGAUGCGAACUGUAAAAAAGCCAGGACCCAACCUGGGCCGCCACUUUUACAUGUGUGCCAGGCCCCGGGGUCCUCCCAGUGACCUUUCCUCCCGCUGCAACUUCUUUCUCUGGAGCAAGCCCAGCUGAACCCAUGGAGACCUAGGGAUAUCUGGCAUGAUCACCCAUUCUAUGCUGCCUUCUUCCCUAAGGCCUCCUUGCUUCCCUUCCUUCUCUUUUUUUGGGGGGAGGGGGGUUCCAGGGAUUGAGCUCAGGAGCACUCAACUACUGAGCCACAUCCCCAGCCCUAUUUUGUAUUUUAUUUAAAGACAGGGUCUCACUGAUUGCUUAGCACCUCACUUUUGCUGAGGCUAGCUUUGAAUUUGUGAUUCUCCUGCCUCAGCCUCCUGAGCCACUGGGAUUACAGGCAUGCACCACCAUGCCAGGCCUCCUCUUUCUUCUUUGUCUUCCUUCUCAUUCUUUUCCUCCCCCAAGGUGUCCCUCCCUCUACCUCAACUUCCUCUUCCUCCUCCAAGGUCUCUGUCCCUCUAUCUUCCUGCCUACAUCCUUGUUUGUGAGCUUCUUGUGCCUUAGUGUUGUGACCCAGUCCCUCACCCCACUUCCUACCUUCCUGUCAGAAGUUCAUGAGAACCAGCUGCCCUAGGAAGUUGUGAUUUAAAAACCUCUUCUUUUCUUGCGGGGAAAUAUGUUCAAAAUAAAGUCUGUUUUUUAAAAAAUU